Capsicum annuum is the source of this 1432-nucleotide messenger RNA. RefSeq names its product aquaporin PIP2-7. The transcript is spliced from 4 exons. NCBI's taxonomy places the organism in Eukaryota, Viridiplantae, Streptophyta, Magnoliopsida, Solanales, Solanaceae. Gene Ontology annotation, cellular component: plasma membrane. Bases 182 to 1129 code for a protein of 315 amino acids. The record is from RefSeq and is a predicted model, not a curated record. Gene Ontology annotation, biological process: transmembrane transport. Gene Ontology annotation, molecular function: water channel activity.
AUGAAAAAAUCUCAGUUAUAGAAAACUCGAGCGAACGAAAAUUUAGAAACCACUAGAAUUGAACUAACAAUAAUUAACCAUCACUACUAUGAUUUGCAUAAUGACGAUAUCUUCUUGACAGGAAUAUUUCGUUGUUCAUUUGAAAUUCCGUGAAUACCCUUGCCCUUAUCCCUUGAAAACCAUGACAAAUUCGUUCGUCUCUACCCACACAAACAAAAAAGCAAACAGCAAAACCAACGAAAUAAAAAACAACUCCCUUUCUUUCGGUUGUUUAAACAUGUCAAAGGACGUUAUUGAAGAAGGACAAGCUCAUCACCAUGGAAAAGACUAUGUUGAUCCUCCUCCAGCUCUCUUUUUUGGCAUGGAUGAUCUUACCAAAUGGUCUUUUUACAGAGCCCUUAUAGCUGAGUUCAUUGCUACUCUCCUCUUCCUCUACGUGACCGUUGCCACUGUCAUCGGACACAAGAAGCUCAACAGUGCUAACCAAUGUGAUGGUGUUGGCAUUCUUGGCAUUGCUUGGGCUUUUGGUGGCAUGAUCUUUGUCCUCGUCUAUUGCACUGCCGGCAUUUCUGGUGGUCACAUUAAUCCAGCAGUGACUUUUGGAUUGUUCUUGGCAAGGAAAGUGUCAUUGAUAAGAGCAGUUGCAUACAUAAUUGCACAAUCACUUGGAGCUAUAUGUGGUGUUGGUUUUGUGAAGGCGUUCAUGAAGCAUUACUACAACACAGAAGGUGGAGGUGCUAACUCUGUGGCACCUGGUUACAAUAAGGGUACUGCUUUGGGUGCUGAGAUUAUUGGAACUUUUGUGCUUGUUUACACUGUCUUCUCUGCUACCGACCCCAAGAGGAGCGCUCGUGAUUCCCACGUCCCUGUUUUGGCUCCUCUUCCAAUUGGAUUUGCUGUUUUCAUGGUUCAUUUGGCCACCAUCCCAAUUACUGGAACUGGUAUCAACCCUGCUAGGAGCUUUGGAGCUGCUGUCAUUUACAACCAGGACAAAAUUUGGGACGACCAAUGGAUAUUCUGGGUUGGACCAAUGGUGGGAGCGAUGGCAGCGGCGGUAUACCAUCAGUUUGUAUUGAGAGCAGGAGCAGUAAAAGCUUUGGGAUCAUUCCGCAGCAACCCGACCAACUAAGCAAGUUACCCACCACCCUCAUAACCACGAGAAGAGAAGAAGAGAAUUGCAUUCACAAAUUCAAAAUUUUCUUGUUUAAUUGUUUCAUUUUGUGUAUUAGGACUAUUAAUGUAUGAACCUUUUUACUUGUUUGUUAUGUUAAGUCUCGGAUUUGUAUUUAUUUGGAAUGAGUAGUGUUGGUGGUCUUUUCUCUUUCAAAUUCCUCUCUUGUGAAACUGGAACCCCACUCCCUACUCUCAUAAAUUGUGUUAGGUUGGUUUGGUAGAGUGUAUAAAAAUAAUAUAAAAUAUGGUGUAUUAGUAA